This is a messenger RNA of Rotaria socialis, 927 nucleotides long. Lineage: Eukaryota; Metazoa; Rotifera; Eurotatoria; Philodinida; Philodinidae. The record is from the annotation of a GenBank genome assembly.
AUGCAACGAAUAUCUCUACGAAGACAACAGCUUGAUAAUCAAAAUAACAAACGAUGGUCAACAUCCCUUAUCGAUAAUAAUGAUCAAGAAGAACAAAUAUCAUGUCAAUCAUCAUGUUUAACAUUGCUCACUAAUAAACUUGGAAUACCACAAGAAAAAGCAGAACGUGCAUGUGUAGCCACUGGUUUUCGUUCAGUUCAAGCUGCUACUGAUUGGCUUCUUCAAAGAUGUAGUGAUGAUAGAUUGAUCCGAACUGAAUUUAUUAUACUUCUUUGUCCUGAUAAACAGCUUCAUGAAGAGAUUCGAACAUUUAAUGGUGAACUAUUUCGUUAUCUUGCCAAGGGAACUACUUUAUUAAAUGAUCGUCAAUAUUUGCGUGCUUUUAAAUUAUCUAGUUUUUUUCAUAUACCUGAUAGACACGUUCAUACAUUUCAUAAAGUAUUUGAUUCUGUUAUGGAACAAUAUCACAGGUUAUUUAAACAAUUAUUACGCGUGGUUUUAUAUACAACAAAUGAUUAUCUUAUGCUUAUACCUGAUACUGAAACUAAAAAUAUUGUUCAAAAUAUUUUCGAUAUGUUGAAACAACAAUUUGAAAAAAUAGUACCAACUGUUUCAAUAUUACCUGCAAAGAAAUUAGCACAUUUGACUCUUACUCAUGGUUUGUCAACUUUAUUUAAUCUGCCUACUGAUCAACGAGCAUCACUAUUACAAUUUGCGCGACUUUACUUUGAUCUUGAUCGUCCUGUAAAUUGGAGUCUUCGAUUAUAUUCACGUGAAAAAUCUUCUAUGAAUGAGACUGUAUAUCGAGUUGUUUCAUCAACAAAAGAGACAACUAUUAACAAAUGUCUUUUAUUGAAAGCGAAUGAUCUGUUUAUGGUACUUGAUAACGGUCGAAUAGGCGAACAAGAAAAUGUCUUUGGUGAGUAA